Molecule: messenger RNA, 1102 nt
Organism: Chlorocebus sabaeus (green monkey)
Lineage: Eukaryota; Metazoa; Chordata; Mammalia; Primates; Cercopithecidae
Source: RefSeq, a predicted model, not a curated record
GCUGGUGGUGAUAACUGGGACGAUGCUCAGGCUUCUGAGACUUGCUUUGGCCUUUUUCCGGAGGAUGGCUGACCCCGCAGAGCGGCAGGGCCCACAGCAGCAGGGUCCACAGCAGCAGGGCCCGCAGCAGCAGGGGCUCCCACAAGGUGACACCCAGUUGAAAACUGUGCAGGGAGUUGUCACAAGUUUCUGUGGUGAUUAUGGCAUGAUUGAUGAGUCGAUCUACUUCAGUAGUGAUGUUGUGACUGGCAACGUUCCUCUAAAAGUUGGACAAAAAGUUAAUGUGGUUGUGGAAGAAAAUGAAACACUUUAUGCAUUGAGAGCAAUCAAGGUGGAUGUUGUGCCUCACUGUCUUUACGGUGCUGGACCCUCAGACUCAGGAACCAGACUUUUAGUUGCAUGUGUUACUUCUAUAAAUGAAGAUACUAUUUAUGUUGGUGACAGCAUUUAUUGCUCCAUAGACAUUGCUGCUGAAGAUUUUGUGCCUUAUAAGGGUGACUUGUUAGAAGUUGAAUAUGCCACCGAGCUAAGCAUCUCAAACAUCAAGGCAAGCUCUGUGAAGCCCACCCGUUGUAUUCAUGUGGAAGAGGUCCGCAUUACUAGCGUACAUGGAAGAAAUGGGGUGAUAGAUUAUAAUAUCUUUUUCACCUUGGAGUCUGUGAAAAUCCCUGAUGGAUACGUACCUCAAGUAGACGAUAUCGUCAAUGUGGUCAUGGUGGAGAACAUUCAGUUCUGCUGUAAUUGGAGAGCGGUUUCUAUCACCCCAGCGCAAAAAUUGAGCAGCAGAUUCCACGAUGUCAGAGGCCUGGGACGGCCCAAAAGGGAACGUCGGAGCCAAAGCGUUUAACUGAAAAGACAGCAGGGACAGCAUGUUAAAGGCAUGAUUUAAAGUUACAAUUUGACUUCAGUUUUGAGCCCCGUUAUGCUGUCUGUACAAUCUGUAUUGCUCUAUAGCCUCUUUCAUCUUCUGUCACCCUCAUAACUUGCGAUGUUUAUUGUUUCCCUUGUUCCUUCUUCCCCGUACUAGAAUGUAAACUCCACAAUGGCAGGAUGUCUUCUGGUCUGUUUUUUGUUUGUUUGUUUGUUUUUUGUUUUUUUUUCU